Messenger RNA from Anneissia japonica, 574 nucleotides. RefSeq lists its product as uncharacterized. NCBI's taxonomy places the organism in Eukaryota, Metazoa, Echinodermata, Crinoidea, Comatulida, Comatulidae. The transcript has a single exon. The annotation marks the transcript as partial. The record is from RefSeq and is a predicted model, not a curated record.
AUGUUAAUAGCAAAUACAAUUAACACCUUUAUAGCCAGUUUCUCCCAAUCCCAGGAGCCAAUUAACCUUGAGGGCUUGCCUGCUUAUCUCCCUAGUUUUGUUCCACCACCUACCUUCCAAACCUGGGAGAUUUUUGAAGACCUUCGUAAAAUCAAUGUUAAAAAGGCUGGAGGGCCUGAUAACCUACCCCCUAAGGUUAUUCGAGAAUGUGCGUAUGAAUUAUCUGUCCCUAUAACUGACCUAAUUAAUAAAUCUUUUAAAGAAGGUAAAGUGCCUACACAAUGGAAAGAGGCAAAUGUAGUGCCUAUACCUAAACAAUUUCCCCCGGUAAUAGAAAAACUUCGACCUAUUUCUUUGACCCCUACCCUGGCCAAUGUUGCCGAAGGCAAAAUUUCAAAUGUCAUCCUUAAAUGUAUUGAACCUUUACUUGAUAGAAGGCAGUUUGGAAACCAGAGAGGUAUAUCUACCACACAUUGCUUGACUGAGGUAUACCACUCGUUAGUCAGUGCCUCCGAGAGGUCCGCCAACGCCAGUGUUCUGACGUUGACGGACUUCUCGAAGGCAUGGCAGGCAG